AUGCCUAAAGGCAAGUGGAUUGACAAGAAGACGGCCCAGCACUUCACGCUGGUGCACCGGCCGCAAAAUGACCCCCUGAUUCACGACACCGACGCGCCGUCCAUGGUGCUGAACCCGACCGCUCUGCCCAACGCAUCAAAAGGCAAGAAGCUUGACGACCUGGCCUCGGAGCUGGGCUCUUCCGACAUACGGCCAAACGAAGGCGAGGCCGCCUCUUAUGGCGUCUACUACGACGACACCGAGUAUGACUACAUGCAGCACCUGCGCGACCUGGAUGGAGGCAACGGGGCCGGCGAGGUGGUCUUCGUGGAGGCGAGCAGCGGACCUAGUAACAAGGAUAAGGGCAAGGGCAAGCAGAAGCAGAGCCUCGAGGACGCGCUGCGCCGGUUGGAUGUGGAAGAUACGGAGCGGAAGCGCGGCGAGCUGUUCGAUGAGGACCUGUUGCCGUCCAAGAGCCUUCAGCACCUCACAUACCAGGCGCAACAGGACAUACCAGACGCCAUCGGUGGGUUCCAGCCUGAUAUGGAUCCGCGGCUGAGGGAAGUGCUCGAAGCGCUCGAGGACGAGGCGUACGUAGAUGAGGACGACGAUAUCUUCCAGGAGCUGGCGAAAGACGGACGGGAACUGGAUGAUAACGAGUUCCCAGACGAGUUUGAGGACGACGAGGGGUGGGAGACAGACGACACAGCCAAGCCGACGAAAGAGUACAAAGACGCCGGCGCAGUGCCAGAUCUCGUGCCCGUGGCAGGCGACGCCGAAGUCGACGAGGAGACCGACGUAGUCCAGAACGAGAACUGGCUCGAGGAUUUCCAGAGAUUCAAAAAGAACCAAAAGACGGGCAGUCGCGCCCCAGCAGCAGCAGCGGCCGCCCCUUCGCAAUCCGACCUGCAGUCCUCGCUCAUGACCACAACCACCAACGGCGGGCGGCGCAAGAAGCGCAAGGGCGCGCUGACGAGCCAGUCGGGCUACUCGAUGACGUCCUCGUCCCUAGUGCGCACCGAACAGCUCGGCCUGCUGGACGCGCGCUUCGAGGUGCUCGAGCAGAAGCAGUACGACCCCUUCGCAGACGAGGGCGACGACGAUGACGGAGACGGCACGGCGUCCAUGUCGCAGUUCUCGACGGCGAGCAGCGUCACCGGCCCGAUGCGCGGCGACUUUGAUGGCAUCAUGGACGACUUCCUCGGCGGCUACCAGACCAUGGACAAGAAGAAGAUGCGCAAGGGCAAGUGGAAAAGCGGCACCGAGCAGCUGGACGAGCUCAGGAAGGAGCUGGGGCCCGCGAGGGUCGGGUCGCGGUAUGGCGUGCGGCCGGCUGCGUCUGCGUCUGCGUCUGCGUCGGCUUCGACGUCGCGCUGA
Molecule: messenger RNA, 1356 nt
Organism: Anthostomella pinea
Lineage: Eukaryota; Fungi; Ascomycota; Sordariomycetes; Xylariales; Xylariaceae
Source: the annotation of a GenBank genome assembly